Molecule: messenger RNA, 813 nt
Organism: Sclerotinia sclerotiorum 1980 UF-70
Lineage: Eukaryota; Fungi; Ascomycota; Leotiomycetes; Helotiales; Sclerotiniaceae
Exons: 1
Coding region: 1-813 (270 amino acids)
Source: RefSeq, a predicted model, not a curated record
AUGUGUAACUGGAUCUGCACCUUUGAGCGAUGCCCAACGUGCGAUGCCUGGAAGAAGAUCACCUCUGUAGAUAUCCUAUGUGUAACCAUGGCCGCAAUUCGCGGAAAUCCUCAAUUUUGCGAUAACUACCGAGAUUACGAUAAUAUAAUUGUAGGGGAAUCACCAUGCGAGACAUGUAACAACAAGAAAGAUGUUGAGAAGGAUAUGAUUUCUUUUUUGGAAGCGUUAGAUGAAAUCCCAGAUGUACCUUCACCUCCGGAUUUAGGUUCUCUCCCACAAUCAAACUCGUUCACGUACUCGGAUUCGGAGUAUGGUGAUGAUGAGGAGUUUGGAGACGGAGAUGAUACGUCUAAAAUGUACAUUCUUGGGAAAGCGGUUAGUAUGUCAAUGACAAGUUUGCCGGAUGAUACAACUGAAAUGUACACUCUUGGGAAAGCGGUUAGCAUUUCGAUGACUAAUAUAUCAAUCACGAAUAGGACUGAUGAUGCUGUAGAAAAGGUAUCAGAAGAGGCUGUAGAAGAAGCUGUAGAAGAAGCUGUAGAAAAGGUAUCAGAAGAGGUAUCAAAAGAAGACAGCGACUCAGACUCAGACUGGGAGAGCAUUUCCAGUUUUUCAGAAGUCUCAGCUCGAUCAUCUGAAUAUCACUAUGAGCCCAUGGGAUUUUCCCUGAGAGGCGGAGUCCAGCUCGACGAUGAAGACAUGUUUGAGAUUGAGGAUAUUUUUCGUGAUGAGGGGUCUAUUCAACAAGCACCACGUGUCUCUUACCCACUUUGUCAUAAGAGAAUCGAGGAGUUGAGAAAAGAUUUAUAUUAG